This is a messenger RNA of Anguilla anguilla (European eel), 1896 nucleotides long. RefSeq names its product F-actin-capping protein subunit alpha-2-like. Gene Ontology annotation, molecular function: actin filament binding. Gene Ontology annotation, cellular component: actin cortical patch; F-actin capping protein complex. The record is from RefSeq and is a predicted model, not a curated record. Bases 81 to 941 code for a protein of 286 amino acids. Gene Ontology annotation, biological process: actin cytoskeleton organization; barbed-end actin filament capping. Lineage: Eukaryota; Metazoa; Chordata; Actinopteri; Anguilliformes; Anguillidae. The transcript is spliced from 10 exons.
CAGUCCUUCCCCAAUGUGGGAAGCCACCCUUUUUGUGACGUCACAUUCAACUUCAAUGAGCUCUGGUGCCGGAAGGAAAGAUGGCGGAUCGUGAGGAGCAGUUAUCUGAUGAAGAGAAGAUACGCAUUUCUGCAAACUUCAUCAUCCACGCUCCACCUGGGGAAUUCAAUGAAGUUUUCAACGACGUGCGACUACUGCUCAACAAUGACAAUCUUCUCAGGGAAGGUGCAGCUCACGCAUUUGCACAGUACAAUUUGGACCAGUUUACUCCAGUGAAAAUCGAUGGGUACGAAGAACAGGUCUUAACCACGGAACAUGGAGAUCUGGGCAACGGCAGGGUCCUGGACCCCAGGAACAAGAUCUCCUUCAAGUUCGACCACCUGCGGAAGGAGGCGAGUGACGCCCGACCGCACGACACCGAGAGCGGGAUGGAGAGCUGGAGGAGCGCGGUGGACGGAGCGGUGCGCGCCUACAUCAAGGAGCACUACCCCAGCGGGGUCUGCACUGUUUAUGGGAAAACUAUCGAUGGACAUCAAACCAUCAUUGUGUGCAUUGAGUGCCAUCAGUUUCAACCAAAAAACUUCUGGAACGGACGCUGGAGGUCGGAAUGGAAGUUCACCAUCAGCCCGUCUUCCACCCAGGUGUCCGGAAUUAUGAAAAUCCAGGUUCAUUACUAUGAAGAUGGCAAUGUUCAGCUGGUUAGCCACAAGGAGGUUCAGGAGUCCAUGUCCCUCUCUAACGAAGCGCAAACUGCAAAGGAAUUCAUUAAAAUCAUAGAGGCAGCAGAGAACGAUUACCAGACGGCCAUUAACGAGAACUACCAGACCAUGUCAGACAGCACUUUCAAAGCCUUACGCCGACAGCUCCCUGUGACCCGCACCAAGAUCGACUGGAACAAGAUCCUCAGCUACAAGAUCGGCAAGGAGAUGCAGAGCGCUUAAAGCCGACGCCCCGCGUGACCGGGUCUUCGUUUGUGUCGUCCUUACAAAAAAAAAGAAAGAAAGAAAGAAAAAAAAGCUUAAAAUAACAAAAAGGUUUUCGUCUCACAAAGUAUAAAACGAUCACACUUUAAGAUGCCUACUUUUAUUAAGAGUUUUAUACAGAUGUCAUUAAAACCUCUCUAUAACAAUGCUACUGGAAUAUAAACUGAUAAGGAAAAAUGGGGUUCCGCAGCUAUACUGGGGUAGUGGAGGGUCGUGCACCAUUUUGUUGAGGCAACAGUCACUCUUGUGGAGACUCCACCAUUUUGAACUGAUCAGUAGGAAGUAAACCCCAUUAACAGAACUGAAGGGGGAAAUGAUUUGCUGAUACCCUCUUUUAAUGUAGUGUAGUAUUAACUACUUCAAACAUAGGAAUCUUCCAUAACACAAUUAAUGUCAUCUGGUGUGGAAAACAGUCUUGCUCACGUUUCUGUCAUCUUUUGCACAAGCAGUCAUUCUUGUUGGCCACUUAAUAACGUCCUUGUUCUCUGUAUUGGUGUUUCCCCCAUUUUAUGUCGUACAACCAAAAAAAAAAAAAAAACCUAACUACAUACAUGACGGCUCACUCGUGUAAAAUAACAGGUAAACACUGUGACAUAGGGCAUGGUUGCAGAGCCAAUUGUGGGAAAAACAAAUAAAAUCAGGAACAGCAUAAUUAACAGAACCUUAAUUGCCCUAAUCAUGGAGCAUGGCCUCGUGUGUACAUGUUUAAUGACUUACAACGUUUGUAUUACAUGCCCCAAGUUCUUAUUUUUCUUACAACAGACAUGACUGUAUUAUAACGAGGCACAUUGUAAUAUAUACCUGUAUUAAAAAUCUUGUCUGUCAGUUUGGUGAUUUAUUUCCUUUUGGAAUGAACUGUAAUACAAUCCCAACUAUGUUGCAUUAAAUGACAGAUUUUCUAUUUAAGUGAGUA